AUGGAUCUCUCUAAUAAACCUUAUGGGAGUCUUACUCGAACUCGUAAACUGCAGAAUUCUGCACCAACAAUACCAGUAUUAAGUUCACCACCCAAUAAACUGGAUAGUGAAGUUAUCGUGGACAGCAUGUUUACACCAGAGAAAAAAAAGUCCCCCAAAAAACGACCUAGAACAUAUGGGAAAGGAAAGCCAUAUAUAUAUCCAGGUCCAAAUUCAACAGCCGCGUCGUCAUCUGACUCUGACCCAUUAGACACUAAUGCUGUCAAGGCUUCUCGAAGAUUACAAAAUGUGAUUGAGAUCUCCGAUGAUGAAUUUGAGAUUAUCGAUGUCAAGAAAAUAAAGGGAAACAUUGAUGUUGGAAGCAAGUUUGCACACAUUCGGAAGAAUAUUGAUGAUUCCCAACUGGCCAAGAGGAAGGAAAUGGAAGAAGAAUUCAAGCGCGCUUUGCCCGAUUUGGAUGCAUUUGAAGGAGGUCUUGCUUCAGAAAUAGAUUCCAAAAACAUUCUUCAUUCAUUAGAAUUGCAAAAUGAGAAAAAGGUCGAACCAACCAAGAAAAAAUUCCAGAGCUAUCAUAUUCCAGAGACUAUAACUUCCCAAAAGGAAUUAUUAGGGAGAGCAGAGACGUAUUUUCCAAUAAUCCCCAAGUUGGUCGACGGGGAGUUGAAGGUAUCCUCAUAUUACCAACAAGCCAGGAUUCAACGUAAAAAAUCGCAACGUGACGUUAUGGGAGCUGAUGAAAAUUGGAGUAUCGACUGGGAACAGUAUUUCGCAGGAUAUUAUGGAUUCAAACGUCAAUCAAUAAUCGGGGGUCAAAUAGCCAAGAAGUUCCGCAACAGAUUAUUAAAUUGUGAUAGUGACACUGUCGCGUAUUGGACGGUUUCUAAAUUUUGCACUUAUGUUUUGGCGAAUGAAAUCAUUAUUAGAAUGGUUAUGGAUGAUAAAAGAGUGCCAAAUAAGCACUACACUGUGCAGGAGGAAAGGGAGCUUAGACAGGCGGCCGAGAGGACCAUGCGAGAGACCGUAGAGUAUGGAACAAUUGUUGCUGAUUCCAUUGAAGUUAAGAACGAUCUUGACUUUCCCGAGGACAAGAAGAAAGUAAAGACAGAUAAGAAAGAAAAGAAGAAAGUACGAACGGAAGUAGACAAGCAAGUAGGCAAGAAAGCAGGCAAGAAAAUUGAGAAGGAUCUGUCAAAGAAAAGAACCCAUACUGACGUCAUUAGUAUCGAUAGUGAUGAUGAUGUCCAAGAUGGGAUCAUGGAUCUAAUAUAUAAUAUCAAAAGCCAGAAGUAG
Molecule: messenger RNA, 1290 nt
Organism: Hemisphaericaspora subhashii
Lineage: Eukaryota; Fungi; Ascomycota; Pichiomycetes; Serinales; Debaryomycetaceae
Exons: 1
Coding region: 1-1290 (429 amino acids)
Source: RefSeq, a predicted model, not a curated record